GCCGGCCGGAGCUUCCCCCGGCUGCAGCCUGCGGUGGGAGCAUCGCUGGGCCACCGGCAGCGGCGUGCGAGUCGGGAGCGCAGCCUGGGCGCCGCGCACGCGCCCGAAGCAGCGCGGGGUCGCGGAGGCUGCGGCAGGAAAGUCGGCUGUCACCUGCUGCCAGCUACGAGGUGCGAGGCCUCCCCUCGGCUGCGCUGCAGGAUGGGUCCCUCGGGGCUGCUGCUGGCCCUAGCCCUGCACCUGGCGGUGUGUUCCCGUCCGCACCGGGACUACUGCGUGCUGGGCGCGGGUCCCGCGGGCCUGCAGAUGGCCGCCCUCCUGCAGCGGGCCGGCAGGGACUACGAGGUGUUCGAACGCGAGUCGGCGCCCGGCAGCUUCUUCACGCGCUACCCGCGCCACCGCAAGCUCAUCAGCAUCAACAAGCGGCACACCGGCAAGGCCAACGCCGAGUUCAACCUCCGCCACGACUGGAACUCUCUGCUCAGCGACGACCCACAGCUGCUCUUCAGGCACUACUCGCAGGCUUACUUCCCGGACGCCAGCGACAUGGUGCACUACCUGGGUGACUUCGCGAAGCGCCUGGGCCUCCACGUGCUAUACAACACAAAUAUCACCCACGUGACUCUGGACAAGGAUCCACAAGCCUGGAAUGGCCAUUACUUCAUCCUGACCGACCAGAACGGCCAGGCUUACCAGUGCAGCGUCCUGCUUGUAGCCACUGGUUUGUCAGUCCCCAAACUGGUUGACUUCCCUGGCUCCGAACAUGUGGAGGGUUACGAGUCCGUAUCCGUGGACCCGGAAGACUUUGUGGGUCAGAACGUGCUGAUCCUGGGCCGUGGGAACUCAGCCUUCGAGACGGCAGAGAACAUCUUGGGUGUCACAAACUUCGUCCACAUGCUGAGCCGCUCGCGGGUUCGGCUCUCCUGGGCCACCCACUACGUCGGAGACAUCAGAGCCAUCAACAAUGGCCUGCUGGACACCUACCAGCUGAAAUCCCUAGACGGACUCCUGGAGUCGGACCUGGAGGAUCUGGCCCUCGUGAAGGACAGCAAGGGCAAGUUCCACAUCACCCUCAAAUUCUUCCUGGAGGAGGACAACAGCAGCCAGAGUGCCGACUCCGUCCCCCUCCCCCAGGAUGACAACGAUAACUUCGCCAUGCGGGUGGCCUAUGACCGCGUCAUCCGCUGCCUGGGCUGGAAGUUCAACUUCUCCAUUUUCAACCAGUCCCUCAGACUCUCCUCAGGGACUGAGUUCAGCAAGAAGUACCCGCUGAUCAGAGCUAGCUAUGAGUCCAAAGGAAGCCGGGGUCUCUUUAUCCUUGGGACGGCCAGCCACUCAGUGGACUACCGGAAAUCUGCUGGCGGCUUCAUCCAUGGAUUCCGAUACACAGUGCGUGCUGUCCACCGGCUCCUGGAAAAUCGGCACCAUGGCAUCGCCUGGCCGUCCACAGAGCACCCCAUCACACAGCUGACCAGCUCCAUCAUUCGGCGGGUGAACGAGGCUUCUGGGCUGUACCAGAUGUUCAGUGUGCUGGCUGACAUCAUCCUGUUGAAGGAGAAUGCUACAGCCUUUGAGUACCUGGAGGAGUUCCCCAUGCAGAUGCUGGCCCAGCUGGAGACGCUCACAGGGAGGACAGCGCGCCACGGGCUCUUUGUCAUCAACAUGGAAUAUGGCCAGAACUUCUCCGGGCCCGAGAAGGACGUCUUCUACUACGACCGGUCCGUGGCACACAUAGAAGACGCCUGGCGUUCGAACUUCCUCCACCCUGUCAUCUACUACUACAGACACCUCCCCACUGAGCAAGAUAUGCGAUUCCGGCCUGCACAGUGGCCCCUGCCUCGGCCCGUGGCCAUCCAUCACAUAGUGGAGGACUUCCUGACUGACUGGACAGCCCCCGUGGGGCACAUCCUCCCCCUGAGGCGCUUCCUGGAAAACUGUCUGGACACAGAUCUGCGGAGCUUCUAUGCAGAGUCCUGUUUCCUGUUCACCCUCACACGCCAGAGGCUGCCCCCCUUCUGCCAGCAGGGGUACCUGAAGAUGCAGGGACUUUCAAUCACCAAGAGCCUUCGGCAACAUGGCGUGGAAAGCAGGCUCCUGCGGGACUACACGGCCGUGGAGGACAGCAGCAGGGGGCCUGGUGACCACCCCUCGGCUCCAGAGCCUCUGACUCAGUCCCUUGACAGUAACAAGGAGGAGCUCUGAAUAUCCUCUUCCAGGCUGUUCAGAGCUUUUCCCAGGCUCUCUUCCACCUCUCCGGUUGCUGAGGACCAUCAGAGAUAACAGACAACAGGACAGGCUAUAGAGUGUCGAAGGAACAGGACAGGCUAUAGAGUGUCGAAGGCUGGGACAAUGGUCACACAGUGGCGUCCCUUCCUGUGCUGGCCCCUGGGUGCUAGAUGCAAGGUUAAGAGGCGGGGGGGGGGUGCCUUCUGUCAGGUAUGAGAUGCCUUCCACAGCCAGCCCAUGUCCAGCUAGGAGCAUCACUAAGCACCAUGUUGGUCUUGUGUGUCUGCUGCUAGGACCAACCUCCUUUCCCUUCUCGUUCACUCUGCCGAUGGGCUUGGAUCUGCCCGGGGAACGGCUCUCAGCUGAAACCCCCUCAUUUCCAUAGCGGGCAUGUUAGAACGAAAACUUGAGGUCUUCGGCCAUGGGGUAGACCGUUGGGAUCUCUGCUCCUCAGUACAGCUAUGGACCCGACUCAGAAGCAUCAAGCAUCUCCCAGGGUCCUCAUCCAGGAGGGCCUGCCCCAUGCCGCUCUUUCUUUCCACACCACCUCACCCUCCCUGGCACUGGCUCUCAGCAGGACUCCAGUCAAGCUGGGCAUCACAGGCCCAGGGCGCUGGCAUAGGACAGAGACAGCCAACUCCUGCAAAGCUGUCUACCCAGCUGGCUUCUCGGGAACAGGGCACCUCAGAGCUGUCCUGUGCCCAAGAUCACACUCCCAGGGAUCAGCAGCCUCUGUGUCCCUCUCCCACAUCGCUGUCUGGCAUCCUGAGCCAUGUCUUCCUUGAGACCUGCCUGGGCAGGUUUAAGGUGUUGCUGUGCCUGCUGCCUUGGGCAUGGAAACAUGGACACUUGCCGGCUCCUGGAUGCCUUGAUGUUCCUCUCUUCUUCCUUGCCUUUCCUUACCAGAAUCCAUGUUCAGCCCACAGACUGGUCUCACUGAUGAGUAAGCCAUGAGGAAGGCAUUGCCCACAAGGGCAGGUGGUGAUCACAUGAUUUCCCAUAGCCCCAGAGCGCAGGGACUGUUUCCCACCAGCCCUCUCAUUCUUCAUGGAGCCCACUCAGACGUCCAGGGACAUGUCAGCCCAAAGCCCCUUCCUGAGAGCGUCCUCUUCCCCACAGAAGAGUCUUGUCUGGGUCCAAGCCCUCUUGACCUCCUGACCUGCCUGCAGCCACCUCCCUCUCUGGUGCUUACCAGAUUCUAACAGGGCAAUCCAACAACUUCAUGUCAUCAGGAGCAGGAGGAACUGUGUACCCCUGUACCUACUUGGGGUAGUUUACAUGGGGCCAAACCUAACUGAAUCAUCCCUAACCCAGGAUGUCAGAGUCCCCAUAUUUCACCCAGGUUGAUUGACAAGCCAAACUGGGACCUUGCCAUCCCACCCUCUUUUCCAAAGCAUUUUUAAAUGAGUCAUUGAUUUCAGUGCUACCCCAUGAAAUCGAAUUCUGUUCCUCACAUCCCACCCUCCACUCACCGAGGCUGGCUGAGCCACUAGUUCAGUGCCUUCGCAAGUAGCUGGCUGACACCCUUGUAUAUGACAUCUGCUGCUUCCUGUCAUCUGCCAGAUCGUUGAUUCCGUCAAACUAUCAGGCAGGCUCAUUUGUUUUUAACACAGAGGUUCUGUUCUUGCUCAGUUGACUAGAGAUGGCUUCUACUCCCCUCCCCCAUAGGGUUUCACCAUGUCCUGGCCUAGUCCUUAUUACACAGCCCAGCCUGCACUUGGACUCAUGGUAAUUCUCCUGCCUCAGCCUUCCAAGUGUUGAGAUUAUAAGUUUGAGCCACAUAAGCUUUUUUAAGAUUUACUCUUAAUUAUGUGUACUUGUUUGUGUCUCUGUGUGGGUAUGUGUACAUGAGUGCAGGUGUCCAGAGGCCAGAAGAGGGUGUCAGAGCCCCUUAAAGCUGGAGUUACAGGAGGCUGUGAGCCAGCAUAUGUAGAGGCUGAGAACUGAAUUCAAGUCCUCUAGAAGAGCAGUAAGUGCUGAGCCAGUUCCUCCGGGACCCCUCCCCCAUAACUAUAUUAAAAAUAAGGCAAACUGGAUGUGGUACACACCAGUAUCCCCGCACUAGGGUGGCCAAGGCAGGAAAAUGAAGUUCAAGGCCAGCCUAGAAUACAUGGAGAGUUUCAGGACAGUAUGAGCAACUUAACAUGAUCCUGUUUCAAAAAGGAAAUUUUAAAAAGGCAAAAAUAGGCUGAGCAUGGUGGUACAUGCCUUUAAUCUCAGCACUCCCAAGGCAUAGGCUAGAGAAUCACUUGUGAAUGAGUUCAAGGCCAGCCUGGUUGACCUGGCAAGUUCCAGGCCAGCUAGAGCUACAUAAUGAGACCCUGUCCCAAAAAUAAAUGAAUAAUUUUUUUUAAAAAAAAAGCAUGAGCAAGAGUAAUUAUGGUGAAGGGACUGGUAUAAAUAAGUGAGAAAUACUAAGUAACUUUUCAUGAUCAUCUCUUAAAUGGUGCAGGGAAGGACUGAUGAGUGUGCCCACACAUGUGACCUUACAUGAGACGUGGCACCGGGUGAGAUGGAGCAGCAGCUGGAGCUGCUUGUAGCUGUGAAGAUAGGAAACCACGGGCCCUUAGCAGUGUCUCUGCUGGGGCUGUGGGACAAGGUUCUUUUUUCCUCUUUUGAUCAAGUUUGUGUUUAUUUUUCAAAUGUGAUUAUAUGCUACUGAAGUAAAAAUACAUUUAUUUUUAAA
Peromyscus maniculatus bairdii (prairie deer mouse) is the source of this 4912-nucleotide messenger RNA. It is a transcript of the gene Foxred2, whose product is annotated as FAD dependent oxidoreductase domain containing 2. Gene Ontology annotation, biological process: ERAD pathway. Lineage: Eukaryota; Metazoa; Chordata; Mammalia; Rodentia; Cricetidae. Gene Ontology annotation, molecular function: monooxygenase activity; flavin adenine dinucleotide binding. The record is from RefSeq and is a predicted model, not a curated record. Gene Ontology annotation, cellular component: endoplasmic reticulum lumen.